This is a messenger RNA of Pediculus humanus corporis (human body louse), 2598 nucleotides long. RefSeq lists its product as uncharacterized. The transcript has 6 exons. Lineage: Eukaryota; Metazoa; Arthropoda; Insecta; Psocodea; Pediculidae. The record is from RefSeq and is a predicted model, not a curated record. Bases 1 to 2598 code for a protein of 865 amino acids.
AUGGAAGAAGGAGCAACACGGCCACAAAGAGGAAGACAAAGAGAUCCAAAUGAAAGAGAUACACCGGAUACAACAGAACAGAUUGAAUCAGGAGAAGGACAACGGGAAACUCCCGAUCGGGAUGAAGGACUACAACGACGAGGACGAGGACUCGAUCUGGGAGAAGCAUCAUCGCGAGAAAAAACGCAAUACGGUGAACAACACUCGGAAGAAGAACUUGAUGAUCUAGAGGAUGGAAAAGCGGGAGAUGAAAAAUCAAAGCCCAAGAAAAAAGGAAAUUGGAAAACCAUCGGUCACGAACCCAUAAGUUAUGAAGUUCAUCCUUGUCUUCAUAGAUGGAAAAAAUUAAAUCCAAAGGGUCCUUGUAUAAAAUAUAAACAAGUUAGAUGGGUUAAUAUACCUCUAAGUGCAAACAUAGCUCGAUUAGCUUUACCACUUUUAAGGCGUUUAUUAGCAUUAUGGCUGGAAUUUGGUGAUAAGUUUCCACCAGAAAUGAGAGAAAGAUUAAAAGCUUUUUUAAUUGAAAAUUACGGUUUGACUCCAGAAUUUUUAGAACAAAUACUUGUUGAAGCUAAAAAAGCUAAAGAAGAAGAAGAUAGAAAGAAAGGUAAAGGUAAAGGUAAAGGCGGUGGUGAUCCAGACGAGGAUUUUAAUUCUAGAGCAUCUGAAUAUUUUGACGUUCAAGCUAUGAGCGUGUUGGAACAAAUGUGUCAAUACAUGAGCAUGCCGUUACCGGAUCCGGAAAAACCAACGCAAUACGGUGAAACAUUGGUCAUAAUGGCUCUUAACAUAUGCGAUUGGAUAGCCAAAUACGUGACGGCUCCCGCACAAGCCAUUCCCGAUGAUAAAGUUGAAGAUUAUUUGAAAUUAAGAGGCGUUAAACCGCCAAAGCCGAAAGGGAAAAAGGGUGAGGGAAAAGGUAAAAAAGACAAAAAGAAAAAGAAAAAAAAAGAAAAAAAAAAAAAGAAAAAGGGUAAAAAUAAAGGGAAAGGAAAAGAUAAGAAAGACAAAGAAAAAAAAUUACCGGAAGUCGCACCGGAAUCGGAACCGGUAACGGAAAUUCAAAGGAAUUGGAGCGAAAUGAAAUCCCCCGUGUGGGUACCGGAAAAAAGUCGAAUAUCAAAGAGAAAACCCAUGGAAGAAGAGGAUGAAGAAGAUGGGCAAAUGAGUGAAAAGGGUACUUCUAAAUAUACCGAGGAAAAAGGAACUCCAAGAUGGGUGGAUCCCACUUUGGAAGAUGUAAAAAAAGAUUUUCUCGAAUAUAUGAUCUGGUACAAUUCGUGGGAGCCAGAAUUUAUGUACCUGGGUCCUCGGCUAACACCUACAGGAAUUUCAAUAUUCAAAAUAUGGGGUGAUGAUUCCGACUCGAUCCCCGACGAUUUAAGGGUGUUGAAUUGGAAUCAGAUCGAUUACGGUUACACUGACAAUUACUCCUUUAUUCCCUCUCCCGUACCACAAUACUAUCCCUCUCUUCGACCUCUACGACCCGUUCGUUUGGAAAAUGUUGAGAAAUCAGGUAUACCAAAGAGUAUAUUGAAAAAAGAUCUCAGGUUUUACAGUCCGUGGUAUUUGAUAAAAAAACCAUAUAAACCUCCUUCAUCUCCGACACCACCUCCAGAAGAAGAAGGCAUGCAAGGAGAACUUGAUGAUGAAGAAGAAUUAGAAAAUGCUAUGUUAAGAUCUGAAAAUAAACCUAUAAAAGAUUCAGGUUGGGGAGAUUACACUAUGAAAGAACAAAUAGAAAUCAUCGGACACAUAUUACACAUGAUGGUCACCGUACCUAAUUUAACAUUGGAAUAUGUUUUCGAACAAUUGGAAGAAUUUUGCGCAGCCGUUGGUUUUGCAGAAAGCGAUGAAAAUUCAAGUCCGUCUAAUGUUAUUCUACGUAAAAAAAGAACAAUCAUUCUGGAACAAUAUUUCUUAGCCUUUUUUGGUAAAAAAUUCAGAGACUACAAUGAAAGAACACCGAUUUACAUGAGAACUAUUUGCAGUCGACUUGCUUAUUACAUACAAAACCUUUAUGAAUACACAGCCCAAAUAUUGUGGGAGUUACAAAGUCGACAAAAUCCUCCAACCCCCAUACCGACACCACCUGAAACACCUGAUGAUCCUGAAUCCCUUCAAAAUUGGGAUGAUUGGUUGGCUUGGCUCAUGAAAGUAACAAAUACAUGUGAUGAAUGGGCUGGCUGGAUAUCAGAUACAGUUAACGAAGCAGAACAAAAAGCAGCUAAAAAGAAAUAUGAAUAUGUCGGUCCUGAUGGUAAAUUACAAUACCUCACAGCAGAAGAAUGGUACAAGUGGAAAGCAAGUGUUGAGAAAAAAGUUGUCGAAUUUAAGAAAACCAAACGGCAAAUAAUGAAAGAAUCUUCAUAUUACAAUGAUGUAUCCGGUACUAUACUACCUGUCAAACAUAGGCGAAAAAAUUGUAAAGAAGAAGAAUAUGGGGAAGAAGAGGGAGAAUUCGAUGAAGAAGGAAAAAGAUAUCAAGGGGAUGAAGGAGAAGGAGUCACCAUUGAAGUUGAUUGGCCUCAAGAAAAAGAUUUACAAAAUAUUUUAGGUGUCGAAACAGAAGAUGAAACAGAAUGGGAAGAUUAUUGA